This is a messenger RNA of Sinocyclocheilus grahami, 1250 nucleotides long. It is a transcript of the gene hrh2a, whose product is annotated as histamine receptor H2a. The transcript has a single exon. Gene Ontology annotation, molecular function: G protein-coupled serotonin receptor activity; neurotransmitter receptor activity. Bases 141 to 1250 code for a protein of 369 amino acids. Gene Ontology annotation, biological process: chemical synaptic transmission; G protein-coupled receptor signaling pathway, coupled to cyclic nucleotide second messenger. NCBI's taxonomy places the organism in Eukaryota, Metazoa, Chordata, Actinopteri, Cypriniformes, Cyprinidae. Gene Ontology annotation, cellular component: plasma membrane; dendrite. The record is from RefSeq and is a predicted model, not a curated record.
CAAGAAAAAUUGCUUUGCAUUUUGGCGUUAUUGAGCUACAGGAACAUUCACAAUGCCAGAAAAACAGACAGAAACAAACCUGAAUUCCUAGUGUUUUUCUACUGAUAAAAUCGUGAAGAAAUCACCCAAAUACAAACAAAAUGACAUCUCAGAUAGCAUUAGCUGUGACGCUCUCUAUUCUUAUCCUACUCACUGUCAGCGGAAAUAUUUUGGUUUGUCUGGCUGUGUACGCGACCAGACGCCUACGUAACGUCACCAACUGCUUCAUCGUCUCGUUAGCGGUUACGGACUUUUUACUAGGCGCUCUCGUGCUGCCGUUUUCCACCCUUUACCAAGUUACGGGCGAGUGGCCACUGGGGGCGCACUUCUGCAACAUCUACAUUUCGCUAGACGUCAUGCUAUGCACCGCCUCCAUACUCAAUCUCUUCGCUAUCAGCUUGGACCGAUACUUUGCGGUCACUGCCCCGUUGCGUUAUCCAAUGCUAGUGCUUCCGUGGCGAGUUGGUGUGAUUUUAGCGACAAUCUGGCUGGUUUCGGUUGGUGUUUCAUUUGUACCCAUCCACCUAGGCUGGAAUACACGAGACUUGAGUGUGCAAAAUAUUCGCGAGGGCGACCCUGCGCGAGACUGCCGGUUUGAGUUAAAUCCAACGUAUGCAGUGGUCGACGCCUUUGCGACGUUUUAUCUCCCCCUGGUGGCCAUGUGCUGGAGCUACCACCAAGUUUUUCGCAUCGCAAGGACACAGGCGAAACGGAUCAUUUCUACGCGACGGGGUUCGUCAUCUUCGCCAGGAGCGACGAUGCUCACCCUGCGUGAGCACAAAGCCACAGUGACACUUGCAGUGGUGCUUGGCGCUUUCGUGGUGUGCUGGUUCCCGUAUUUCACAUUUUUUACAAUAAUGGGGAUACGUAACGAAGACAACCCGCCACGUACAGUGCAGUCGGUGGUGCUUUGGCUAGGAUACGCAAACUCUGCCCUAAACCCAGUACUUUACGCCACACUCAAUAGAGACUUCAGGUCGGCUUAUGCCAAGCUGCUCUGCGGAGGACGAGGAUGUAAAACAGGGACGAGAAUUCCAAUGGCAACAAUGGAGGAGGGGCCAAUGGGUGGACACGCCCCUCUGCCAAACAGGGCAGGGCUUCUGCCUAGAACUUGCGUGCUGCUGCAAGAGAUCGAAAAUGGAAAGACGGUCGACAGCAACACAACAGCUGGUGCUACAGUUACCAUCAUAGCUAAUGGGAAUAAAAGGUAG